Beauveria bassiana ARSEF 2860 is the source of this 993-nucleotide messenger RNA. RefSeq lists its product as uncharacterized. NCBI's taxonomy places the organism in Eukaryota, Fungi, Ascomycota, Sordariomycetes, Hypocreales, Cordycipitaceae. The record is from RefSeq and is a predicted model, not a curated record. Gene Ontology annotation, biological process: endosomal transport. The transcript has a single exon. Gene Ontology annotation, cellular component: BLOC-1 complex. Bases 1 to 993 code for a protein of 330 amino acids.
AUGUCCGAAGUGCCCGCGUCACCGGGCACCAUGACGACAACGGAACAACAGCAGCAGCAGCCGCCGCCGCCGCAGCCGCCGCCGCAGCACCCCCACCAAGCGUUGCCACAAGUCGCCAUGAGCGCCAGCGGCGCAAGCAACACAAGCACCGGCUCCUCACGCCGCGCCGUAGCCUCGUCCGGCUCCUCGUCCUCCCACUCAGCUAGCCGUGCCACACCCGCGACGGCCCUGGGCGCCCGCAACCCGGCCGUCGCUUUCCAUCAGCCUCCUGCUGCUGCUCAGCCGCCGCAACCCCAGCAGCAGCAGCAGCAGCAGCAGCAGCACGCCACUCCGCCGUCGCCGCUCCUCGCGACGCUGCCGUCGGCCGAAACGCAGCGCCACAUUGCCGAGGCGCGAGCGGCGGUGGUGGCGUCCAUGGGCAACAUGCUGGAUACGGAGCUGCAGGGUCGGGCGCAAAUGCUGCACGACAACGCGGGCGCGCUGGACAGGCAGGAGCGGGACGUGCUGGCGGCGACGGAUGCGCUGCGGCGGGAGCGCGAGCGGCUGGCGCGCGAGGCCGACGGCGCGGCGCGGCGUCUCAAGGAGGUGGGCAACGUGCAGAACUGGGCCGAGGUGCUGGAGCGCGGGUUCCUGGUGCUGGAGGAGACGGUCAGGCUGGCGAACCGCCGCGGUGGUAGUGGUGGUGGUGGUGACGACUCGCGGUCCGGGUCUGGGUCCGGGUCUGGGAGCGAGUGCAGCUGCAGCGACUGCGGGCGGACGCUGGAAGGAGAGCAGCCCGCGGACGCGGAGGAAGAGUUGGAUGAGGUGGAUGGUGAGGGAAGGGGGGGGCAAGGAAAGGGCAAGGCAAAGGCAAAGGAGAUUGAUGUGGCAAUGAACGGCCUAGAAAUCACGUCUGACGCAAGUCAAAGCUUGUUUGAUGAGGAGUCGAGCACGGCAGAUGGCACGGGCAAGGCCAAAAACUCGGAGACGGCGUCUCUGUCCACGAUGUGCUGA